AGUGAGCAAGGGGCCGGCGUUUUGUUUUCUUGUGGGGACUGGAAGCGGUCGCAGAGACCCAGGCUCCAGUGAAGGAGAUUGUUUCACUGGUAAUUCAGCAGCGGGUGAAGGCACUGCAGCCGCGAGUUCAAGUCCCAUCGCAGUCACAUCUUUCUGACAUUCAGGUUACAUCGAAUUCACUGAUACCCAAGGGCCAGUGUGAUCAUCUUUCCUCAACAUGGGUGGUCUUGGAUGGAGAAGCAGAUCAAAUGUCAUAUUUAUUCUCGGUAUCAUCUUCGCCCUGUCUUGUCCAAUUACCCAAGCAGCUGGAAUAUUGGUCGUGCCUGUUGAUGGAAGUCACUGGAUCAAUAUGAAAAUUCUAAUGGAAGAGCUGAACCUUCGCGGCCACAACAUGAUUGUGCUAUGUCACUCCGCAACCUGGUACAUCAAGGAGAGACCCGAUCUGUAUCAAACCAUCAUAGUUCAAGCACAAGAAAACAUUGAAGCAACUUCAAGGAAAGAAGUGAUGGAAACAUUUGUGCUAAUGUCGCUGGACAGGUUACAGAAUAGUCACACACUAUGGGGAAACAUAAUGUUACAAAACCUAAUGGUUACAUUUAUGUACAAUGUACAUAGAAUUUACCAACAUUUUAACAUGGCGAUUUUUGAAAACAAAACCUUGUUGAAUCAAUUUGAAAAUGCAAACUUUGACCUAAUACUCACAGAUCCUAUAUUUGGUACUGGGCUAAUGCUUGCGUAUUAUUUAAAAGUGCCGCUGGUGUACAACGUUCGAUGGCUGAUCAAUGGGGAAGCCCAUUUUCUCACUGCCCCGUCACCACUUUCCUACGUCCCACUUCCUGGCUCACUUCUCACAGACAAAAUGGAUUUUCUCCAAAGAACUGAAAAUGUAAUUUACAGUCUCUUUCAACACUUGAUUUCUGAAUUUUUGGUGUACCCACUUUAUAAUGAAAUCUGCCAUCGGUAUCUGGGACCAGACACGGACAUCAAGUCGAUUCUCCUCAGAGCUGAUGUAUGGCUGAUGAGGGUGGAUUUUGUGUUUGAAUUCCCAAGACCUACCAUGCCAAACAUUGUGUACAUCGGAGGCUUCCAGUGUAAACCAGCACGGCCUCUGGCGGCAGAGUUUGAGGAGUUUGUCCAAAGCUCAGGGAAACAUGGACUUGUUGUAAUGUCAUUGGGUUCCGUUGUCGACUCUUUACUAAUGGAGAUUACAAUGAAAAUAGCAGAAGCUUUAUCUCAAAUCCCCCAGAAGGUUAUCUGGAGAUAUGAUGGUGAGACCCCUCCCAAUAUAGGGAAUAAUACACUGCUGGCAAAAUGGAUCCCUCAGAACGACCUGCUGGGUCACCACAACACACGAGCCUUUGUUUCACCCGGAGGCACCAAUGGGAUU
Messenger RNA from Amblyraja radiata (thorny skate), 1387 nucleotides. Its product is annotated as UDP-glucuronosyltransferase 2A2-like. The transcript is spliced from 2 exons. Gene Ontology annotation, molecular function: UDP-glycosyltransferase activity. The record is from RefSeq and is a predicted model, not a curated record. The annotation marks the transcript as partial. Lineage: Eukaryota; Metazoa; Chordata; Chondrichthyes; Rajiformes; Rajidae.